Messenger RNA from Durotheca rogersii, 1363 nucleotides. RefSeq lists its product as uncharacterized. The transcript has a single exon. The coding region runs from base 130 to 1203 and encodes 357 amino acids. NCBI's taxonomy places the organism in Eukaryota, Fungi, Ascomycota, Sordariomycetes, Xylariales, Xylariaceae. The record is from RefSeq and is a predicted model, not a curated record. Gene Ontology annotation, molecular function: D-lactate dehydrogenase (NAD+) activity; NAD binding.
AAAUUGCUUCGACAUAGGUAUAUCAACUACCUAGUACAUAGUACAUACCUUCUAUCACAAGUCCCUCCUGGUGUGGUGGGUAAUAUAACUCUGCUACCCAUUCCAACGCGAACCAGACGAAGCGACGCAAUGGAGCUCGCUGUCUUCUCUGCCAAGCCCUAUGACAAAACCUUUCUUCACACCGAGCGCGCGGCCGAAAUCAACGAGGGGGCCGGCAUCCGCAUUGUUUACCACGAAUUCAGCCUCUCGCUCGAGACCGUCUCUCUCGCCUACGGUGCGGCCGCCGUCUGCGUCUUCGUCAACGACGAUGUCUCCGCCCCUGUGCUCGAGGCCCUCCACGCUGGGGGCGUCCGCGCCGUCCUGCUGCGUUGCGCCGGUUUCAAUCACGUCGACCUCGUUGUUGCCGCACGCCUCGGCAUCUUCGUAGCUAACGUCCCCGCUUACUCCCCCGAAGCCGUCGCCGAAUUUGCCGUCGCCCUCGUCCAGACCCUAAACCGCAACACGCACCGCGCCUACAACCGCGUGCGCGAGGGUAAUUUUAGCCUGAACGGCUUGCUCGGUCGGACACUGUACGGCAAGACUGUCGGCGUGGUGGGUACCGGCCGCAUCGGCGUUGCCUUCGCCCGCGUUAUGCAUGGCUUUGGCUGCCGUCUUCUCGCUUACGACCCCUACCCGAACGACGACUUCCGUCGCUACGGCGAUUAUACCGAGCUGGAGACUUUGCUCGCCGAAAGCGACGUUGUCAGCCUGCACUGCCCCCUGACCGAGUCGACGCGUCAUAUCAUCAACGAGGAUACACUCGGGCGCAUGAAGAAGGGCGCCAUGCUCGUCAACACUUCGCGCGGCGGCCUCAUCCGUACGCGCGCCGUUAUCGCUGCGCUUAAGAGCAAGCACCUCGGCGGUCUCGCCCUCGACGUCUACGAAGGUGAGAGCGCUUUUUUCUACAACGACCACUCCGGUACCAUCAUCGAGGACGAUGAGCUCAUGCGUCUUACUACCUUCCACAACGUCCUCGUCUGCGGUCACCAAGCCUUUUUCACUGAGGAGGCCCUGAGCGAGAUCGCCGACAGCACCAUCCGCAACCUCAGUGACUUCGCGCAAAAUCGCCCUUGCAAAUUUGCCCUUGUCCAGUCUCUCGAGGACUCGGAUAAGAGCGACGCCCCACCUCUGGCCAGGCGAGACUCGAUCCCUGUGCGCAUCUAGAGACGCGAAAUCUGUGUCCUCGCCCUACUCAUAGGGUAGCAAUCGAAAGUACUACUGAGGGAUAUCAGCGAUGUGUGAGUGGUGAGAAAUGGCGGGUGGAAAAAGCGGGUGAGGCACGACACUCCUCACAGGUCGAUUCAACCGAAUGGCGGCCGCCGCU